Molecule: messenger RNA, 2079 nt
Organism: Ambispora leptoticha
Lineage: Eukaryota; Fungi; Glomeromycota; Glomeromycetes; Archaeosporales; Ambisporaceae
Source: the annotation of a GenBank genome assembly
AUGUCGCGAACACCCGUCGAAGUCGAAUUGGGUUUCCCAAAGCGCGCUGGGACUCCUAUUGAAUUAGGGCCUCAAUAUGAAUCUGACGACGAUGACAGUUUACACGAAACUACGCCGCUAAGAGGUUAUGCUCUUUCAAAUAGAAGUGACUCCUUACCAUAUUCUUCUAUUGAAACCGGUGGUAAAAUUCAAGAUAAUUGGACUACAUUUAAGACUAGGGCAAAAUAUUAUAUCCCGGUUUUCAGUUGGCUUCCUUCUUAUUCCCUUAAAUACUUCUGGAAUGACUUUAUUGCCGGGUUGACCGUAACUGCUAUAUUACUACCGUCCGGACUGUCGUAUUCGGUGCUUGCCAAAGUACCACCAGUUCACGGUCUAUAUACAAUCGUAAUUUCUGGUAUAGUGUACUCCUUUCUUGGAACUUCAAGACAAUUAUCUAUCGGUCCCGAGGCGAUGGUUGCAAUGCUUGUUGGUUCGUCGGUGGCUUCACAACAAAAAUACAUUCCUCACGAUGAUGAUACUGAUCAAGCUGAAACUGCCGUUAUGCUGGCAUCAUUAGUCACAAUGUUUGUCGGGAUUCUAACCUUGUUGCUCGGAUUAAUUCGUCUCGGAUUCUUGGAUUCAAUUUUGUCUCGACCUUUGCUACGUGGAUUUAUCACCGCGGUGGCUUUCGUGAUUAUAGUGGAACAGUUUAUUCCUAUGCUUGGACUAGCAAAAAUGGCGGAACAUCAUAAGAUCACUCAUGCGACAUCAACUUACGACAAAUGCCUAUUCAUUAUAGAGAAUCUGGAAGGGAUUCACCGACUGACCGCGCUUGUAUCAUUAGGCAGUCUUACUUUUUUGUUGACGUUCCGCCUAAUAAAAUCAAAAUUAUCAUCAAGAUAUCCCCCAGCUCAAUUUGUUCCCGAAAUUCUUAUUUGUGUCGUCAUAUUCACAAUUAUGUGCAAAUACUUUGACUGGGAAUCUGAAAAUCUCGUAAUAUUAGGAGGCAUAAAAGGCAGCGGACUCCCGAAAUUUGCAAUUCCCAAGAUGCCUACAGUCCCACAAUUCAAGGAUUGUUUCGAGACCGCCGUUUUAAUUUCGAUUGUUGGUUUUGUCGAAUCGAUCGUGGUCACGAAAACUUAUGCGACAAAGCAUAAUUAUGCGGUCAGUCCCAAUCGGGAAUUGGUGGCGCUCGGUGCGGCGAAUUUGGUUGGCAGCUUUUUCCAAUGCAUUGUGGCGUACGGUGGAAUGGCAAGGAGCAGGAUUAAUGAUCGUGCAGGAGCGAAAACUCAAUUUUCAGGAUUAGUGACCGCAUUGUUUGUCUUGUUCUGCCUGUUUUUCCUUUUGCCUUGUUUUUAUUAUCUUCCGCAUGCGGUUCUUGGUUCCAUCGUGUGCGUGGCGGCUUUAUCUCUAUUAUCGGAAACACCGCACGACUUGCGAUUCAUGUAUAAAAUCAAAGCUUGGAAUGACUUGGCUUUGCUGAUGUUGUGCUUUUUCGUCACAAUUUUUGUUUCCAUCGAAUAUGGCACACUUAUUUCGAUUGCUCUGUCAUUAGUAUUAGUGGUGAAACAUUCGACAUAUCCUAGGAUCACAAUCUUGGGCCGCGUUGGAAGCUCCAAUCGGUUCAAACGAAUCAAGGAUUUCCCGGAACAAGCUGUGCACAUUAAAGGUGUAUUGGUUGUGAAGAUAGAAGAACCAUUGUAUUUUGCAAAUACUGGUCAGCUGAAAGAUCGGCUACGUCGUCUUGAAGAAUUUGGUGAUAUGAACGUUCACCCUUCGGAAGAAGCGCGAAUGUCACCAGUGAAGAAUGUGAUAUUCGACAUUGAAACCAUGGAAAAUUUAGAUGCGAGUGCUGCCUUGAUUCUGGUCGAAAUUGUCGAAGCUUAUCAAAAACGAGAUGUUGAUGUGUACUUUGUGAAAUUGCAUGAGAAUCAGAGAAAGGUGUUUGAACGUGCCAAUUUAAUAGAGAGAGUCGAAAGAGAUGGAAAAAAACACUUCUUUUGGCGAAUCGCUGAAGCGCUUGAAUACAUCAGUAUUAAUAGCAAUGAUGAGAAUGCAAAUAACAAUAAUGGAAAUACAAAUUUCAUCAGUAUGGAAUGA